Molecule: messenger RNA, 2007 nt
Organism: Panicum virgatum (switchgrass)
Lineage: Eukaryota; Viridiplantae; Streptophyta; Magnoliopsida; Poales; Poaceae
Product: probable serine/threonine-protein kinase At1g54610
Exons: 8
Coding region: 1-2007 (668 amino acids)
Biological process (GO): protein phosphorylation; positive regulation of transcription elongation by RNA polymerase II
Cellular component (GO): cyclin-dependent protein kinase holoenzyme complex; nucleus
Molecular function (GO): cyclin-dependent protein serine/threonine kinase activity; ATP binding; RNA polymerase II CTD heptapeptide repeat kinase activity
Source: RefSeq, a predicted model, not a curated record
AUGAAGAUAUUCGCCAGGAAUCCUGUGCAAAGCUUACUACAGUUUCGAUGCGUUCAAUCAAGUGGAAGGGCAUUAAAUGUUCUUCUAGGUCACCUCUGUCCAAAGUGUUCUAGAAAACAUGAGGGCACAACUUCAGGAAGCAAUACCACUACCACUGGAUGCACAUGUCUGCGAUGGUUCUUCACACCAUCAAGUAAUGAUUCUGCAACUGUACCAACCGCCAAUGGUGGAAAUACUGAAGUUCUCACCGCCCAGCCACGAGAAAAUGGUUUUGAUCCUAGUUACCAGUUGGACGAUGCGGAUAAGUCAGUUUCAGCUGUUGGCCACCGUCAGAAAUCAAGCAUGCACCAUAGACUGAAAAUAUGGAUCAGCAGUGGCCAUAGUGGCAUAAUGGGAAGGUAUGGAAAUAAGUUGGACUCGGGUGUCGCCAAUGUGGCUAAGCCGUCAUCAGAUGAGCCUGUUGAUCCUGGAUGGCCAGAUUGGCUCAUGAAUGUGGCACCAGAGGCAGUACAAGGAUGGUUCCCUCGGCGACUGGAUUCAUUCGAGAAAUUAGGCAAGAUUGGACAAGGAACUUAUAGUAGUGUCUACAAAGCCCGAGAUCUUAAAAUCGGCAAGCUUGUCGCUCUGAAAAAAGUGCGCUUUGUUAAUGUGGAUCCUGAAAGCGUACGCUUCAUGGCUAGAGAAAUUCUUGUUCUAAGGAAACUCAAUCAUCCAAAUAUCAUAAAUUUGGAAGGGAUAAUUACAUCUUCUGUUUCACGAAGCCUGUAUCUUGUAUUUGGGUACAUGGAACAUGACCUUGCUGGCCUUUCUGCAACUCCAGGCCUCAAGUUCACUGAGCCACAGGUCAAGUGCAUACUGCAGCAGUUACUUAGUGGCCUCGAUCACUGCCACAGCCAUGGAGUCUUGCAUCGGGACAUGAAGAGUUCCAACAUCUUGAUUGAUAGCAACGGUAUUCUGAAGAUCGCAGACUUUGGCCUAGCAACAUCUUUUGAUCCAGACAACCAGCAGCCGCUGACAAGCCGUGUAGCGACAUUGUGGUACAGACCACCUGAACUUCUUCUCGGUGCCACCAAGUAUGGUCCUUCUGUGGAUAUAUGGAGUACAGGGUGCAUUCUUGCAGAAUUGCUUGCUGGCAAACCAAUCUUGCCUGGAAGAACUGAGGUGGAGCAACUUCACAAAAUUUUCAAGCUCUGCGGAUCACCUUCUGAGGAGUAUUGGGAUAAAUUGGAAGUGCCCCAAACAGGGAUGUUCAAGCCUGGUAGGCAGUACAAGGGAUGUAUUGCUGAAAUUUUUAAGGAUUUUCCUCACUCAGCUCUGAUUCUUCUAGAUAGUUUGCUUGCCUUAGAACCAGAAGCUCGUGGAACAGCUGCCACCACUCUGCACAGUGAUUUUUUCAGAACAAGCCCACUUGCCUGCAGCCCCUCGGGCUUACCGAAGUGUCCACCAAGCAAAGAGUAUGAUGCCAGACUCCGAAGGGAGGAAGAUAGGAGGCAAAGAAAGGCAGCUCAGGGUGAAAAUUUGAAUCCUAAACUAAACCAUGCUGAUGAUGGCAAUGGCAAACCAAAGAAAGACAAAGAUACUGCAACAGAUAUCAAUAUUGCAAAUCUCAACUCACAGUAUGAAACACGGACAUUAGCUACUGGGGUGCAAUCUCAAGAAUUUGACUCCACAUGGAACAUGAGGGGAGAUUCCAGUGACCAUUCUGAGGUACCUGGACGCAAAUACAAUUCUGUUCGGGUGGCGAACUCAACUGCCAUGCAGAAAAACAGAUCAAAUAUGUGUCAACCUGAAUCUGCUGAUGCAACGAAUGAAGAGUUCACUUCUUAUAACAAUGGCUCAGGGAAGAAGCGCCCAAUUGUGAGCUACAAGGGCAGGAGCAGAAGAUUUCAGCACUAUGAAUCAAUGAUAGCCGAAAAUGAAAGCAUGGAACGGAUGCUCAAGCAGCAUGAAAAGAACAUCCAAGAAGGGGUGCGCAAAGCGCGCAUUAACAAGAGCAAAGAGUUGUGA